Messenger RNA from Owenia fusiformis, 3060 nucleotides. The record is from the annotation of a GenBank genome assembly. NCBI's taxonomy places the organism in Eukaryota, Metazoa, Annelida, Polychaeta, Sabellida, Oweniidae.
GAGCAAUCAAUUCAAGUACAAAAGUAAGAGAAUCUGCUUGAAAAGUAUUUUGUCUAAAUGUCAUUGAAAGACUUUUGUCUGUUUAGAUAAGUACAGGAAAGGCCAUUUUAAAACUACAACAUAGACAUAUUUUGACAUAUACACUGAAGUUUUGCGAAACAUGUUUAGAUAUUUGGAUUAACGAAACAAAAUCUAGUGGAUUUAAUUGUCGACAUAGAAUACUGAAUCAAAGUACUAAUUGGUGUAACAGUAACAACAGAUAUACCGUUGUGAGGGUACAAUCUAAAGCCCAAUCCAUGAAAAUGCUGAAUCUCUUAUGGACAUUGAUGGUCUUAACGGUUGCCCUGACAAUCACGUAUGGCUACCCUUCAGGAGCACCCCCUCAGGCAUGCGGAACCAUGACCCCCGGACAUCACGUCGAGGCACAGACUUCUCCUGCUCCUUACUCUACAAAUAUUUCACAAACAAGCUACAAAGGAGGAGAUACGAUAACAGUGACGCUGACCCAGACUGGCAAAAACAACUUUGUUGGAUUCAUGAUAGAAGCAAGAAGGGCGGACUUCAGAGAGAAACAAGAUGAAAUUAUCGGAUUCUUCACACCUGUUAAUGGUACAAGAUUAGCAUGCAAUGGUACUCUUGGAAACGCCUUAACGCACAGUGAGCAAGCUCCUCACGGGCCCUUAACGGUGAUUUGGACAGCUCCGGCAAAGGCUCAGGGGCAUUUGGUCUUCAAGGUGACAUACUUGCAGGAUUUUAGCACAUUCUGGAUAGACACGGAAUCUCCUGUCCUAUAUGACCCAACAGCGCCACCUUUAGAAGAGCCCACGACACCACACGGAACUCAACCACCAUGGUCCAAUUUCAACACAACAUCGUGUGGAACAACAAAGGGAUGCUACAGCGUACCUCAAGGGUGUAGCCCAACCAAUAGUGAUUGCCAAUACUUCGUCUCUUGGCGAGAAAACAACAAAGACGUUGAUUUUGAAUUGUAUGCUAAAGAUGGCGAAUAUGUUGCAGUCGGCUUCUCACAUGAUAUAAUGAUGCCGGACACUAGUGUAGUGGCGUGUUCCAUGAAUAAGGGCUUCGUUGAAGUCAGCAAUUACUACAAUAAGGAAUAUUCUAGUGGACAACUCUAUCCCGGUGCAAAAGUUGGUUUGAACAACACGGAGGGAUAUUGGACAGGGAAUGACAUAAGCUGUAGAUUCUCCAGAGCAAAGAUCAUAACUACAGACCAGUUCAAAAAUACACCAAGCCAGUCGAUCUUCAACUUGACGCAAUCAUAUUAUCUUCUUGUUGCAAAGGGACAAUCAACUCACGGUGAAAUUAUGAUGCAUAGUGUUAAAAGAGGGGAGUUCCCUGUGGUCACGCCUGAUAAGGUGGAUUUCUCAAAGUAUGACUUGAUGUCUGGACGUGCAGUCUAUCCCCUGGUCAAACUUCAUGGGUGUUUUAUGCUGGUUGCCUGGAUGUUGACAGCCACAUGUGGAAUGCUUAUAGCCAGAUAUUUCAAACUUCACUGGGGAUCCAGUACCCUUGGGGGAAAGAACAUUUGGUUCCAGGUACACAGGACAUGCAUGUUGCUCACAUUGCUACUUGUCAUUGCUGGGGUUGUGGUCAUAUUUGUAUAUGUGAAGGGAUUCGCUGAGUGGCACAAUGAUACUCUCCUAGACCUACACCCCAUACUUGGACUAAUUGUUACAGGAUUAGUGCUUCUUAAUCCAACAAUUGCAUUGUUCAGGCCGAGUCCCACUGCUGAGAAGCGUCCCAUAUUCAACUGGGUUCACUGGGGAAUAGGCAACCUGGCACUGGUUGCAGCAAUGGUGCAGAUCUACACUGGAGUUGCAAUGCCUGGUGCAUUUGUAGGGUGGAAUGCUACGUGGCUGUUUAUUGGCUGGUUGAUAUUUUAUGUCACUGUUUUAUUGGUGCUGGAGUUUUAUGAACGUUGUGUUCUUGCCAGGAAAGUUACUGAUGAAGACACUGAGUUAUUAGAUGGAAUAGACAAAAAACCAGGGGUUGAGGAAGGGGACACAUUUCAGACGGUGUUUCUAGCUAUUUACCUUACUCUAACAUUUGCUGCUACAGGCGGGAUGCUUUAUCUUGUCUUAAAUGGAACAUAACUAUAUAAUGUUGCUCCUCUAUUCAAGACCAUCCUCUUAGGAGUGUACCUUGCAGGGACAAUAGUAAUGACAGUACUCAUUGUAAUUAUUGUGGCGUUGUCUCCUCUAUGAAAAUACUCAAUUUAUCUCUUAAUCCAUUGUCUCUUCACCCUCCCCUGUACAUACUUCACCUUAUUUAGGGGAGAUAUGUAAGAGCAUUAUGGAAAGAGAGAGGUCACAAGAGAUUGAAGCAAGAUUAAAAAUCUUCAUUCAGCAUUAUUUUUGAUUUUAAUAAAUGCCAUUUGAUGGCAACUGUAUGGCGUCCAUAGGUUUCCAAAAUUGAGAGAAAUAUGCGCAUAAAUUAUAGGGAUAAGCAGUGCGAUGUGACAGUUGCUACGUGACUGAGGCUUAAAACUCACACAAAUUUGACUGUUUGAAUAAGUGUAUGAUAUUACAUGUAACAUUGUGCAAUAGAUCUUAUGAACAAUUAUGAAUUAUUAGUACAGUUUUAUGAUAAAAUGUAUGCAUUUUCUUAUAAGUUCUGGGCUCGUAGCACUUGGCAAAGUCAGAUAAAUACAAAAAAGAGGAAAUAUUAGGCCAAUUUCUUUAUAUCAACAUGACUAAGGAUUCUUAUACAAGUACUGUAUAUAGCAGAUCAUGACUGGAGUUUUCUUAGGACCAGUCCGAUUGGUUUAUAUGUAGAUAUUGCUACAUGUAUGAUAAUGAUAAGGCUGAAACUACAAUACAUUCUAAUCAAUUUGUCUUCAUAAUUCAGUUGUGAUACAUGUUUAAAGAUUAAAAGAAUAUCAAAAGGUUUUGGGUAUUAUGAACAUAUGUGGUAUUUUCAUGUCUAAAGGUCUUGAUAAGCACAAAUAUUUAUCCUGUGCCAGUCCUGGCACGGGAUAAACAAAUAUAGUAUAGCAUUCCAUAAAUAUUUUUCAAAAGAAUAAAAUUUAAAAUCAUGAUA